AUGGUCCUGGUUGGACGCCGGUCUGAGCCAGUUACAUCUCGCCCGUACCGAGUUAGCCCUCCAGUUGCGAAACAGGUGGACGCUAUUCUCGACCAAUACCUUACCGCGGAUCUUAUACAACACUCGACGUCUCCAUACUCGAGUCCUUUGGUUGUCAUACCCAAGAAAUCUGGUGGUGUUCGCAUUACCGUGAAUUAUCGCAAGUUGAAUAAGCUAUGUGCUCUUAGUCAGCUCCCGAUCCUUCGAGUUGAUGAAACUCUGGACAAACUGUUGAAGGGAAAUAUCUAUUCUCUCUUUGACAUAAAAUCUUCGUUCCAUCAAAUCACGGUUCAUCGUGAUACCAUCCCUCUCACGGCGUUUGUUACGUCUUCUGGGCUAUUUGAGUGGUUAAAAAUGCCGCAGGGCAGUGCUGCUGCCCCUGGAUGGUUUUUCAAGGUCGUCAACGAAGUCAUCAAAAAUCUUCGAGGUGUUGCGUCGUAUUUGGCCGAUCUCAUCGUUUUUGAUGCGACCCCAGCCGCUCAUGUAGCGACCAUUCGCUCUCUUUUUGAAAGGUUGCGUACACACAGUUUGAAACUGACCCCUCCGAAAGCUACAAUUGGCGCCACAGAAGCCGAGUUUCUUGGGCACACUAUUUCUCCGGACGGUGUUCGGCCAAAUGGUGACAAAGUUAUUGCGCUCACCAAGAUGCCGAUGCCCAAAGACACCAAGCAGCUUCGAGAAGCCGAGUUUCUUGGGCACACUAUUUCUCCGGACGGUGUUCGGCCAAAUGGUGACAAAGUUAUUGCGCUCACCAAGAUGCCGAUGCCCAAAGACACCAAGCAGCUUCGAGGUUUGCUGGGUGAUCUCGGCUAUUACCGGAAAUUUCUCCCACAGAUGGCUAAGCGUGUUCGCCCCCUUACGACUCUUCUGAAGAAGAAUGUGAAGUUUGAGUUUGCGGAUUGA
Messenger RNA from Ectocarpus sp. CCAP 1310/34, 942 nucleotides. Lineage: Eukaryota; Phaeophyceae; Ectocarpales; Ectocarpaceae. The record is from the annotation of a GenBank genome assembly.